UAUCAUUCGACCAACCGAAGCCCGUCGUUGUGCCUAGGCUAAUAGCUUUCCCAUUUCUUCGGUCCAAGAUAUGGAUCAGGACACUUGGCUCGCUGCUCUCUUCUCGCUUUGACGCGCCAUCGCCGUCUCCCCGGUUGCUCAACUUACCCGUUGUGCUCGGCCCGUCCGUUUUAUUCCCUACUGUCACAUUCAGGCUUCGACCGCUUACGAGGACUCACUGCCAGGGCGUCUGGAAGGCUUGAUGGGAGACGUGUGCUUCGGGGCGGAGUUUGUCCCAGAGGUUCUUCAUAGCUUACUUCUAUCGUGGACUGCCUGUACUGAGGCUCCAAUAUCUGGGUGAAUGCUCGACUCGUGCCUGGCAUAAUUCUACGUCUGAGUCAUCGCUCUUUUCUACCUUGCCUUCUAUUCGUAUCAUGGUGUACACGGGAAAGCCAAGCCGGGGGUGCCAGAUGUGCAAAACCCGCCGUAUUAAAUGUGAUGAGAAACGUCCCAUCUGCAGCCAGUGCAAGAAAUCUGGUCGUACUUGUCCAGGAUACCAGGACGAGUUCGACCUCAUCUUCAGAGAUGAGAACAUAGUACAGGAGCGCAAAGCAAGAAAAGCCUCAGGGGCUACGACUACCUCCCAGGGAUCGUCCUCGAAAGCAUCGCCUUCUUCUUUCUCUGAGCAGAGUCCAGUGUCGACUCUUGCACUCCGUUCAGAAAGCCCACGCUCACAGACAUUGCCGGCGAACGACGAGUCCCCUCCCUUCAUUCUUCCCACCGAUUUCGCACUCUUCCAGGCCUACCUGUGGCAACAAGGAAAUGCUGUACCCCCAGUAUUCCCUCCGUCGACAGAGGUUCAAGCCACAGCAUUCUUCUUCCGUAAUUUCGUUGUAUUACCGCAGCAAGCAGAGAGCAUGCGCGGGUUUCUUGAAUUGCUAGUCCCAAAGUAUAAUGAAGAAUCGCCCUCCUCCGCCCUCCACUCUGCUACACAUGCUGUUGCGCUCUCUACGCUAGGAAAUUACCCUGGAAGGCAAAAUCUACUGCAAGACGCGUCCAUAGCGUACGGUCAAGCAUUGACCAAACUUAAUGUGGCGCUGCAAGAUCCAAUAGAGUCCAAGUCUGAUGCUACCAUUUUAGCAGUACUGCUAUUUUCACUUUAUGAGGCUAUCAUGGCAACCCCUGAAACGGUCAACGCAUGGGCGAACCACGUCGAUGGAGCUGUGGCUCUCGUCAAACUCAGAGGCAACGAACAAUUCAAGAAUCCGUUUUCUUAUAGCGUGUUCCGAGCUGUGCGGACAAUGAUGAUCACAAGCUGCGUCCAACGAUCGAUACCAGUCACAGAGUUUCCAGGCGAAUACGGCUGGAUCGGCUCCGAACACAGCGAAGAAAACGCCGCAAACCGCCUUACCUUGAUAUCGAUCGACCUACCAAACGUGCGGACGCGCGCUCACGACCUCCUUACUAGCGAGAAAACUCCUGAAACCGAAGCGGAAGUGCUUUCCUUGAUAGGGUACGCAGAGAUGGUAGACGCGAAUCUUGAGAACUGGGCUCACACUCUGCCGGACGACUGGAAUUUCAGCACGACGAAAAUGGUGUAUGAUAUGCCGGAGGAUGUGGAAAAUGCGGAUGAGUGGCCGGGCCCGCAGCACACGUACGGAGACGUCUUCAUUGCAAACAUCGUCAACGACUACCGCGUCAGUCGGAUAUUCUGCCAGAGUGUAAUUCUGGGAUGUGUUACAUGGAUGGCGUUGGAGCGGGAGGACCACCAGAUAGAACGCAAGUGCGCGCGAGCCCGUUUCGUCAUUCAGUCCAUGACAGACGAGAUUGCAGCGAGCGUUCCUUUCCACAUGAACUACGACUUACAGCCAGUGGCGAAGCAGCUCGGCCAGGACCAGUCAGCUGCCGAAGCAUUAGGGGCCUAUUUCCUUGUUUGGCCACUCUUCGUGGCUGGAAAUACAGAUGUAGUGCCCAUAAAGCAGAGGAAGUGGUUUCUAGGGCGACUCAACCUCAUUGGCCGCGAGUUUGGGCUCAGCAAUGCUCAAAUACUCGCGAUGGCGCGUCGACACGUGCUUACGUGUGGUCCAAUAUACGUCUAUCCAUGAUUACUUAGAAACGGAGACAUCCAAUGCGUAUGCUAUGAGUGUACUUCGGAUGAGCGAGCUCACGUUACUUCUUUCGUCUAUUGUAUUACAAACUUCUUGCCGAAACCUUUUCCCUAAGCGGUCAGGGCCUUUUAGAUAACGCUGGGACGUAGGUACUGUACGAUUGGGGUAAUAAGAUGAAUGUAAUAUUAAUAAGAAACCUACAAAUUGUACUCUGAAAGAGUCUAAACAUCCUUGCGUUCGACUGCCUGUAGGUUCCUCUAACGGCAACGAAUCAAUGAGCGGAAG
Mytilinidion resinicola is the source of this 2372-nucleotide messenger RNA. RefSeq lists its product as uncharacterized. The transcript is spliced from 7 exons. The record is from RefSeq and is a predicted model, not a curated record. Gene Ontology annotation, molecular function: zinc ion binding; DNA-binding transcription factor activity, RNA polymerase II-specific. Bases 414 to 2084 code for a protein of 556 amino acids. Gene Ontology annotation, biological process: regulation of DNA-templated transcription. NCBI's taxonomy places the organism in Eukaryota, Fungi, Ascomycota, Dothideomycetes, Mytilinidiales, Mytilinidiaceae.